AUGGAUACCAUAAUUGACCUGAAAGAUGCCUCCAAGGCGCUGGAUCUCUCAAACAUCCGCUUUCAAUUGAUCCGUCUAGAGGAUACAAUAACCUUCCACCUGAUUGAAAGGGUCCAAUUCCCCUUGAACAAGAGUAUCUAUGUGCCUGGCGCCGUAGACUUUGGCUCUGAUCAAAGCCUGAGCUUCAUGGACUGGUACCUGCGCGAGCAAGAGAAGCUGCAGUCCUUGAUUCGCCGCUACGAGGCUCCCGACGAGUAUCCUUUCUUCCCCGACGCCCUCCAGAAACCCAUUCUCAGACCUCUCGACUACCCCCAGAUUCUACAUCCUAACAACGUCAACGUUAACGAGGAGAUCAAGAAGUUCUACGUCGAGAAGUUUCUUCCCGCCGUGUGCCCGGAUUUUGGCCGGGGUGACAGCGGCGAGUCGGCCGAGAAUUACGGAUCUUCAGCUACCUGCGACAUUGCUUGUCUCCAGGCUAUUUCACGCAGGAUACAUUUCGGCAAAUUCGUGGCCGAGUCCAAGUUCCAGUCUGACCCAGAACUGUACAAGAGGCUGAUCAGGGCUGGUGACCGAGAUGGUAUUGGAGAGUCCAUAACGAAUGCCGCCGUAGAGAAGCAGGUGCUCGCCCGGCUUCGCCUUAAGGCACAAACAUACGGCACUGACCCAUCUUCCACCAAUAGAGAGAGCGCCGGGAAGAUCAAUGCCGAUGCAGUAGAAUCAAUGUACAGGGAUUUUGUGAUUCCCAUAACGAAAGAGGUCGAGGUCGAGUACCUCAUGCAACGAUUAGAUUAG
This is a messenger RNA of Xylaria bambusicola, 792 nucleotides long. RefSeq names its product chorismate mutase. Gene Ontology annotation, cellular component: cytoplasm. The record is from RefSeq and is a predicted model, not a curated record. Gene Ontology annotation, molecular function: chorismate mutase activity. Gene Ontology annotation, biological process: aromatic amino acid biosynthetic process; chorismate metabolic process. Lineage: Eukaryota; Fungi; Ascomycota; Sordariomycetes; Xylariales; Xylariaceae. Bases 1 to 792 code for a protein of 263 amino acids. The transcript is spliced from 2 exons.